Megalopta genalis is the source of this 3191-nucleotide messenger RNA. RefSeq lists its product as uncharacterized. The record is from RefSeq and is a predicted model, not a curated record. Lineage: Eukaryota; Metazoa; Arthropoda; Insecta; Hymenoptera; Halictidae.
CUUGAACGGAACUACACACUGGUCAGACGUUUUCUGCGGCGCGAUCGCUGCUCGCGAUCCUUCGAUCGGUACCGGUACAUCGUACGUUGUCCUUCUUCGACUUGGUCGAUAUUUGUAUCGCGAGUAAAAUCGCGGAAUCUGAUCGAAAUCGAUUGAAAAAUGCGCCCGAAUUGAAAGGCGUAGGAAAUUUGAAAAUACUCUGGGAAAUAUAAAUAUUGCUGGCAUUUACGUCGUUUUUCACUGUAUGGAAAUCGUAGAAACGCAGAAUUCGUUGCGGAGGAUUUGAAAAGCGCGCCGAAAAGGAAGCGGGAAAUUCGAUAAUACACAGGGAAUUACAAACGUCGUUGCAUUUUGAGACCAUCGGUGGCAUUUGCGUCAUUUUUAUCGUGUGAAAUUCAUAAAAUUGCAGAAUUCGUUUGUGAAGGAUUUGAAAAGCGCGCCGAAAAGGAAGCGGGAAAUUCGAUAAUACACAGGGAAUUACAAACGUCGUUGCAUUUUGAGACCAUCGGUGGCAUUUGCGUCAUUUUUAUCGUGUGAAAUUCAUAAAAUUGCAGAAUUCGUUGUGGAGGAUUUGAAAAGCGCGCCGAAAAGGAAGCGGGAAAUUUGAAAAUACUCGCGUGGAAUUGCAAACCUCGUUGCAUUUUGUGAGCAUCGGUGACAUUUGCAUCGGUUUUACCGUGUGAAAUUCGUAAGAACACAGAAUUCGUCGAGCAGAAUUUGAAAGGCGGGCCAAAAGUAAAACACGUGGAAAAUAUGAAAAUAUUUAAACAAUUGUAAACGUCGUUCCACUUUGCAAUUAUCGGUGGCAGUUGCAUAAUUUAUACUGCACGAAACUGGUAAAAACACAGACUUCGGUGCGCAGUAUUCGAAAAGCGCGGGAAAUCUGAGAAAGGCGGGAAAUUCGAACGCUCAAAUUCCCAAAACAACAAAAUCGUCAGAUUUCCAAAAGACUGAAAAUUUCCAAACGAAGAACGCUCACAAAAUUAGAUGUAAAAUUCUUCAAAAACGUAAACAAUAGUAAAAUCUUUCACGGAGAAUUCAAAGCCGAAACAUCGAAAGUUCAGACUCCGCGGACAGAUUCUUCGGAGAGGAACCGAACGAGACUUUGAUUCUUAGAUUCGACUAGGAAGAGAGCUCGUCCUUCGACGAUAAAACCCACGAAGAUGCGCAACACGAGCACAGAGCAAGUUCUGAAGGACGAGGAAUGCUUCGAGAUCAUUCGGAAGAAGCUGCACCGGGACGCAAUGGAGGAUUUCUCGCUGAUCACGUACGAGGUGGUGCCGAUCGACGAGGUGAACGGCUUCAUGGGCCAGUACUUCACCUUGAAGGCUACGGUGGCCUGCCCGCAGUCACCAUUGGAAACGAAGAGCAUCAACUUCUUCACGAAGAUACCACCGCCAUUGAGCAGCCCCCAGUACGACUUCAUGAGGGAGUACGGCAACUUCAAGAAAGAGGUGAAUCUGUACACGACGGUCUUCCCGGAAAUGCUGGACGGCCUCGACAAAAUGUGCAUCCCUGAAUGCUUCCUGGGUCUGGAAGACGACGUGAUCGUGUUAGAGGACAUGGCGCACAGCGGCUUCGAGAUGACCGACAAGCUGAAGCCAUUCGACCUCGAGCACUGUAGGAUCCUGAUGAGGAUGCUGGCCAAGUUCCACGCGAAGUCGCUGAUCUUCGAGGAGGUGUACCAGAAGAACCUGCACGACGAGUUCUCGCACUGCAUGCAGGAGACCCUGUGGCCGCUGAAGGACGGCAGGGCGAAGGCGAUGUUCGACGCUGCUGUGAAGGGCACCAUUUCUGUAAUAGACUUGAUGCCCGGCCUGGACCAGGAGCAGAGAGCCAAGUUCAAGGCCAUAGUCGAAGAACUCUGCGAGAAUCACACGGGGAAACUGCUGCCCUCGACGAAACACAAAAAUGUGCUGUGUCACGGGGACCUGUGGGCCAACAACAUUCUCUUCAAGUACGAUGACGACGAGAAGCCUGUCGAGUGCUGUCUUAUCGACUUCCAGCUCGCCAGGUACAACCCGCCGGCGCACGACGUCCUCUGCUUCCUCCAGUUCACGACGGUCCGACAACUUCGCGAAGACCACUGCAACGAGCUCUUCAAGAUCUACCAUGAAACGGUGUCCGCGGCUCUGAAGGACGCAAACUUGGACAUCGAGAAGCUGCUGCCCUGGGACGGGUUCGUCGAGUCCAUCGACGACCUAAGAAAGAUGUGCAUCCUCCAUGGCAUCCUUAACAUCCCCAUCAUGCUUCUGGAGCCUGUGGCAGCCAGCAAAUAUUUCAGCAGGGAACCGGAGCUGCUUGAAAACGUUUUGUACGUCGACAGGACACCGUUGAUGUGCGAGCAGAUGAGGGACGUGCCCAGGUACAGGGAGAGGCUGAUAGAUGCUCUAUUGGAGCUACACGAACACGUAGCCGGCUAAGAAUCGCUCUGUCAUCUGGUGCUUGUUUUUUCGUAACGGAUCCGCGGUCUUCUUUAUCUUGCUGACUUGGAAAGUGAGCGAUGAGCACGGCGAGUCGAGAGAUAGUCUCGGGUAGUCUCGAAAGCUCGAGGAACACGAUCAAUUAUGGUUAGGACGAUUCACGCUGGGAAACAGUGUGACACAUUCCUUUUUCAGGAAUGAAACCUGAAGAUCACGUUAGGUUUUAUUUUCAUAACUACGAUUUGUCCGAUCUUAGGCGAUCUCUCUAUAGUUUUUGCUUUUUAUAGUGAUACAGAUUUGUUACUAUUGUUGUUUAUAAUAGCUUUUUUAUGAGUUUUAGGUGGAAGGUUUUAAUUUAUCGAUUGGUUUCAGUGAAAUCUGACGCAGCUUCUUCCUUUUCGAUAUUUUCUUGUUUCAAAUAGAGAAUUCUUUUGCUGAAAAUGUUCCUGCUUUUGUGAAUCAGCUUACCGAAAUUGUAGGUUAUUUCUUGUAAGUAGGAAAUUGUGUAGUUAGAAAAUUUUUAGUUAAAUAAUCGAGAGUUUUUAAGGAAGGAUUUUUUUGAAUAACUUUGUACCGGUUAGAUUGUUAUUGUGGUAGCUGAAAUAUUAUCUAGAAUAGUUUUGUAUCUGUUUAGGUAGUAUUUAGGAAAUGUUUCAUGUCAUUGAUAUUGUUAUUAUGUUCGGCGUUAAUAAUUAUGUUACGAAUGAUUUUGUAUUAUUCAGAAUGUUGUUACGUUUGGUGUCAAUAAAGAAAAAUGUUGUUUAGAGA